AACAGGACUCGCGUCCUUGAUGCAUCGUGUGUGUAUUUAUCUGGCACACCAAAAUCUUAGACGUUUUUACAGUCGAACGAAACAGCUUCAGUUUUGGAAAAAUGGACGAACAAAGAGAACGUAUGUUCGACGAAGCUGCAAAACAAUUUAACAGUAGUGGAAAAGCGCUAAAAGAAGAUGUGAAUCGUUUGCAAGAAUGGCUAGAAACGCAACCACACCUUCCAAAAAUGUUGGACGAACACGCUCUUCGGAAUUUUAUGAUUCUCAACAAGUGCAGUAUCGAAAUUGCGAAGAAAAAAAUCGACAACUAUUAUUCAGUUAGAGCGAAAGUGCCAGAAGUAGUUUACGAAAUGAACCCCAAGCGUCAACAUCAUAAGGAAUUUAAAAGUAUGGUAUACUUAGUGGAUCACCCUCAAUUAACAAACGACAUGUAUAAACUCACUUUUUUCAAAGUAAAAGGAGAAACUGUAUCACUUGGCUAUGAACCACUCAAUUUUAUGAGAAAACUAUGUAGCAUGGCGGAGUUAAAACUGCGACAUGACGUCAUGUAUGGAGACAUUUUGGUUUUAGACUGCAAAGGAUUCACUUUAAACGUCGCCAUGAGAAUUACACCCUUGAUGUUUUACAAACUUUUCGUUGUUCUUUAUGAUGGAGUUAUGUCGUCACGUGUCAAGGCUGUGCACAUAUUAAAUAUGACGCCAUCAAUAACUAAACUUAUACAAAUUGCAAAAGCCGUCAUGAAACCGAAAAUAUUCGAAAGGAUUUGUAUUCAUUCGAAUGAAGAUGCUUUGAAGAAAGUUAUCCCUUUGAAUUUGCUGCCGACUGAUUACGGUGGAGAAGGACUUUCUUUGCAAAAACUAGAAGAUGCAUUAGAGGCGAAGUACGCACAAAAUCAAGAAUUAUUUGAUCGCUUAGACGAAAUUACAGUAAAUGAGGAAUUGCGACCUGAGAAACUGGAAAAUGAUGAUACUCUAGGCUUCUACGGUAGUUUCAAAAAAAUUGAUAUCGACUGAAACCUUCGACUAUGGUAUGCAACAGCUGUAUUAAUAACUAAAUGUUAGACAACUGAAUAAAAGUCUCUAUAAAUUUA
Messenger RNA from Zophobas morio, 1090 nucleotides. RefSeq names its product retinaldehyde-binding protein 1-like. Gene Ontology annotation, molecular function: phosphatidylinositol bisphosphate binding. The transcript has 6 exons. Bases 102 to 1013 code for a protein of 303 amino acids. Gene Ontology annotation, cellular component: membrane. The record is from RefSeq and is a predicted model, not a curated record. Lineage: Eukaryota; Metazoa; Arthropoda; Insecta; Coleoptera; Tenebrionidae.